AUGACCACUGUGCACAGCAAUGAUAUUGUUGAUAUCAAACUCGAGGCGGCACCCACCCAAUAUGUACUGAUGGACUGCAAGCUCAUCGCUUCUGCGCUAUCACGCUGGGAUAUCAUUGAAGUUAGUACCAGUGACCCUCGAAAAUCAGACUCCCUUCAAGAAAAGAUCGCCCGCGCAACUCUCUUCACCGCUAUCACAAGGCACAUCGCCAAAGACACGAUCCUCAUCAUAGACGGAAUGAAUUACAAUCAAGGGUUUCAGGCCCGAGAGGCUGGAGUAAGGGUCGCUACGGUCUAUGUACUUGCUGCGCCUGAUCAAUGUCGGAAAUGGAACGAUGAACCAGGAGAUGGCAAGGGAUAUAAACCUCAAACCCUCGACGCCCUCAUCCAACGCUUUGAAGAGCCCUUAUCCAUGGUCCGCUGGGACGCUCCACUCUUUACCAUCCCCUGGGAUGACCCAACACUCCCACUCGAACGCAUAUCAGAUGCAGUCACAACUGCUAUCGUCAAACCACCCCCAAACGUCGGCACCCAGAUCACACCAAAAGCACCCACAGACACGCUCCGCAUUCUGGAGCAUACGACAAACGCACUGGUUUCUGCGCUCAUGGCUGCUCAGGCUGCUGGCCCACUGGGGGGACCUAUCGUCCUCACCAUCGAUUCGCUUGAGCAUAGCUCGGAUACCAGUGCCACUGAUGAUAGUUCUGUUCUCCGUGUUCGCUUAACACUCCCGCAUCGUGCACUGACGCUGUCAGAGCUGCAAUGGCCCAAGCGCCGAUUCGUGGCUGCGCGCCGGAAAGCUGUGACAUUGGGAAGCACGGAAAAAGGCAGGGUGGAGUGGGGAGAGGAAGGCGUGGGACGUACAUUUGCAGAGUUCUUAGAGAAGGGGUUGGGUGUUGCGAGGUGA
This is a messenger RNA of Suillus discolor, 906 nucleotides long. RefSeq names its product chromatin associated protein KTI12-domain-containing protein. Bases 1 to 906 code for a protein of 301 amino acids. The transcript has 8 exons. The record is from RefSeq and is a predicted model, not a curated record. Lineage: Eukaryota; Fungi; Basidiomycota; Agaricomycetes; Boletales; Suillaceae.